Closterium sp. Yama58-4 is the source of this 1653-nucleotide messenger RNA. The record is from the annotation of a GenBank genome assembly. Lineage: Eukaryota; Viridiplantae; Streptophyta; Zygnematophyceae; Desmidiales; Closteriaceae.
AUGGGACGUGAUCGCGUCGAUAUGGUGGAGCAUCACUCCUACGAUCAAGACGGAGGGAUGCAACGCAUGGAUGGUCAAGUGAGCAAGGACAACACACAUGCAAAGGAGAAAACCAGGACCAAGAAUGCGGGAUCUUCAGGCGGAGAGCAGCAAGCGGCUAAGGGAAAGAAAAUUAAUGGCAAUGGUGUAAAGGGCGGACGCUCAACUCUCAUGUGCUGGUUUUGCAAGACACUGGGGCAUCCGUUCUACAAGUGUCACACGGCACCACCAGGAUGGUCACCACCAGGGUGGGAACAACAAAACAGAAGGAGGACCAACCGACGUACCAGCAACAGCCGUUCGAUCUCUCCUCGAAAUGAUGACAGCCCUAAACGUGACAACAAUGGUAUAAAGCAGCAAUGGGCAGCAGGGAGAUAUAGCAAACGGACGGUUACAUGUAUUGCAACGGUUCGAUCGUCACAAACGACCUCACCAAGUGCUGAAGGUUCUCUGUGGUUGCUGGACAGCGGAUGCAGCCAGCACAUGACUUCGGACAAAAGGUGGUUCGAAGAUUUGAAGGAGUUGGACAAGCCUGUGCAAGUGGAGCUUGCUGAUGGGAGCACUCUGAACAGCUCAAUGGUGGGCACGAUCAGAAUGACAGCACCCGAUGGGACAACGGUUCGAUACACGGAAGUGCUCUACGUACCCGGUUUGAAGAGCAAUCUCCUUUCCUUCUGUCAACUGCUGAAAAAGAAAGCUCGAAUCAACACAAAUGCUGAUGGCGACACGGAGAUCACCAUGCUUGUUGGAGAUGAGCAUAUACAAAUUGGACUUGGCAAGGACGUGCAUGGAGUGCUCAUGGUGGACUAUGAGCCAGCACUUGCUCCUGCCCAUGAAUCUGGACAUACUCAUGAGGAUGCACCAUCGAAUGCGCAUGGUCAUGGAGGAUUGAACGGUCAAUCUGCUCCUGCAUCCGUCGCCUACCGUAUUGCGCACAUGGCUCGUGUCGUGAAGGACAUGGCACGUAAUGGUGACAAGGACACUCACUCACCGCGCACGUUUAAUGCUAUGCUAGCGGACGCUGAGACGUUGCUUGGACACCAGCAGCACACAAAUGAAGACUCACCCCACGUUGCGGUGUGGACUUCAGGGGGAGAAGGAAAACAGUCCGCGGUGGGUAAAGGGGACUCCACGGACCAAGACUUACAUGGAGCUGAUGAAGACAAUGCAACCGAAGGCAACGGAGGUGCUGCAGCAAAUGAGUUACCUGCAGCAGAUGUCACUGUAUCAGAGGAAGUUGAAGAUGAUGAUACUGGAAGCAAGGUGGGAUAUGCAAUUACGGGUGUGCGCAUGGCUGACUUGACAUACAAGGAAACAAAGUUCGUGGUCACGGAUCAGCCCACACUCGCCAAAGACGGACAUGACAUCACCUGCAGCCGCAUGUGCGGCCUCCAACCGAUUCCCCAUGGAUCAACUUCUGCACAUGGUCAGCAAGUCAAUGGUGCUGGUGCAACACUCACAUGUGCGGACUUCUCGCGAUGUGCUGGACAGCAACGCGUUACGCAAAUCCUUGCACCUCACUCGUGUGUUUGCAACCAUGUGCAAGCUCGCAUACACACGAGUGAGAGGGGGAGUGGGGUGUGGGAGCGUCAAGCGCUGGGUUGGGAGGCAUAA